Messenger RNA from Ipomoea nil (Japanese morning glory), 1168 nucleotides. RefSeq names its product 3-methyl-2-oxobutanoate hydroxymethyltransferase 1, mitochondrial-like. Gene Ontology annotation, molecular function: magnesium ion binding; 3-methyl-2-oxobutanoate hydroxymethyltransferase activity. The record is from RefSeq and is a predicted model, not a curated record. The transcript is spliced from 5 exons. Gene Ontology annotation, biological process: pantothenate biosynthetic process. Bases 86 to 1168 code for a protein of 360 amino acids. Gene Ontology annotation, cellular component: mitochondrion. NCBI's taxonomy places the organism in Eukaryota, Viridiplantae, Streptophyta, Magnoliopsida, Solanales, Convolvulaceae.
ACAAACAACUUCAUUGCAUAACUUGCACUUCAUAUCCUCAUAGGAUAUUGUCAUCAAAUUCUAAAAGAUCAGAUACCCAUUUCGGAUGGCAUUUUUCAAUUCAAUAACAAGAAGCCUUGUAAGAAAAUCACUGAGCAGCCAUGCAAGAAGUGGUGUAAGAUGCAUGAGCAACCUGCCGGAGAAUGCAGUGUACCAUGGUCCCAAGCCACAAGACCCGAACCGGAGAACAACCCUUGCCACUCUCCGCCAGAAGCACCGCAAGGGGGAAGCCAUAACCAUGGUCACAGCCUAUGAUUACCCUUCUGCUGUGCAUCUCGACACCGCUGGGAUUGAUAUAUGUCUAGUCGGUGACUCUGCCGCUAUGGUGGUUCAUGGCCACGACACCACUCUGCCCAUCACUCUUGAUGAGAUGCUCGUGCAUUGUCGAGCCGUUGCCAAAGGAGCUAAAUGCCCUUUUCUAGUUUGUGACCUCCCUUUUGGUACCUAUGAGUCCAGUACCACACAGGCUGUUGAUACAGCAGUAAGGGUUUUAAAGGAAGGAGCGAUGGAUGCUAUUAAGUUGGAAGCUGGUGCACCAUCCAGAAUUACAGCAGCUAAAGCAAUCGUAGAAUCUGGAAUUGCUGUGAUGGGGCACGUUGGACUUACCCCUCAGGCCAUUAGUGUUCUUGGAGGAUUUAGGCCUCAAGGUAGAAAUGUGUGUAGUGCAGUCAAGGUUUUGGAAACUGCCUUGGCUUUCCAGGAAGCAGGGUGCUUCUCCGUUGUUUUGGAAUGUGUGCCGUCACCUGUGGCUGCUGCAAUAACAUCUGCUCUUAAGAUUCCCACCAUUGGUGUUGGGGCUGGACCGUUCUGUAGUGGUCAGGCGUUAGUUUAUCAUGAUUUGCUUGGGAUGAUGCAACAUCCACAUCAUGCCAAGGUUACUACUAAAUUUUGUAAACAAUACGGGCAUGUUGGAGCUGAAAUCAACAGAGCACUUGUACAGUACAAGGAAGAAGUGACAAAUGGUUCUUUCCCGGGUGCCACUUAUAGUCCAUAUAAAAUUAGUGCUGCUGACAUGGAUGGUUUCCUUCACGAACUACAGAAGUUGGAUUUUGACGAUGCAGCAUCUGCAGCUGCUAUUGCAGCUGAUCGAGAAGAUUCAAACACCACCAAAAUGAUCGGAAUAUGCUAA